Messenger RNA from Phytophthora sojae, 1204 nucleotides. RefSeq lists its product as hypothetical. Bases 1 to 1035 code for a protein of 344 amino acids. The transcript has a single exon. The record is from RefSeq and is a predicted model, not a curated record. NCBI's taxonomy places the organism in Eukaryota, Oomycota, Peronosporomycetes, Peronosporales, Peronosporaceae.
AUGUUCCGAGGCGCCAGCACCGACGCCGAAGCCACGGCUCCGCUGCAAGCGGUUGUGGACCUCGUGUACACCACGGACGCGUCGUGCCGCGCGGUCACGGAGCUGCCGAGCUCCAGUGACGCACUGGCGACGCGUCUCCUGCCGGCCGGCGCGGCCUUCCGCGGCAAUAUGCAGCUGUCCAAAGCCGCCAGCGGCCACGGCUGCGCGCUGUAUCUGACGGUCAAGGGCGCGGUGUCGGCUUCCGCCACCGACUUCCAUGACGCCUUCGAUGUGGCGCGCGGCGUGCACCAGCAGCUGACGGCUCUGCUGAGCUCCAAGGGCCUGGAGAACGUCGCGCUCGCUCGCGCCGCGGUGGCGCUGGACGGCGACAAGCUGCUGUCCGUGUCGCUGCAGGGCGAGGACUCCACUACCGCUCCUGAGAGUGUACUGACUGUGCAGCAAGGAACGUGCACGGAGCUGCUGGCGGCGCUGCAGAACGCAGCAGAUGUCGAGAACUUGCUGCCGAGGCAGGUGAAGACCAGUGCACUGGACGUCACCAAGCAGGCUGGUGCUGAUGAAGCGGCCGACUGUGCUGUGGGCCUGGAGGUAGCGGGACUUGCCCAGCAUCUUACUGCGGACGCUGACGCGUUCCAGCUGCUCAAGGCUGUGGACGAGAAGAUGGAGAGAUUCUUCGCUGGUCAACCGAGCGCGACGCUCGCCAGCACCAAUGUGCGACUGCACGUGGCAUCGGCUGAGGAGAAUGCGGCCCAAACGUUGGCCGCUGAGACGGCAAGUGUGGAUGCUGCUCCGUCAACCAAUGUGACGUUCAACCCACCGUCGUACGAGGAGGCGUUGGGCAUCUUUGCUCUCGUUGCCGUCCUCGUAGCGAUGAUGAUGGGGGUCGUGGUUCAGAAGAAGCGCAACGAUCGGCGUUGCCGUGAACGCUAUGAGCGCGCGAAUCGCGCCGCGCAGAUCCGCCGUGUGUCCAUCCGCAUGAGUCAGUACGACCGAGAGGAGGACUUGGACAAUGAGGGUGAAGAGGAUAGUCUGCUUUGAGUGGAUGCCUGCGGCAAUGUCGAUUGAGACUGAAGCAGGUGCAGCCAGCCACUUGCGCCAACUUUAUGAACCCAGAAAACUCGCUCAAAGAGCGAAUCAAGUGUCGUCAAGAUGCAUGUGGAGAGCAGCAACCACAGCGAUAUUAACCGAAAUAUCGGCAUUUUUGUUU